Molecule: messenger RNA, 2639 nt
Organism: Gastrolobium bilobum
Lineage: Eukaryota; Viridiplantae; Streptophyta; Magnoliopsida; Fabales; Fabaceae
Product: U-box domain-containing protein 32
Exons: 9
Coding region: 163-2388 (741 amino acids)
Biological process (GO): protein phosphorylation; protein ubiquitination
Molecular function (GO): ubiquitin-protein transferase activity; ATP binding; protein kinase activity
Source: RefSeq, a predicted model, not a curated record
UUAGUCCUCAGAAUCCUCACAAAUAAUGUUUUGUCUUCUAAAGUGUUCCUCCACUACAUGACUCGGUACCUGACCCGCUGAGUCUCUCUAACUCGGAACGAUUCCUCUACCCGCUUCUUCCCCAACUCUCAAAUUUUCCGCCGUUUGGUUGUUUUGGAUCUGAUGGGUAGCAUCAGAGAAGGGGUUGAAGUUGCAGAAGAGCGAGAGGAGGACACAGUGUAUGUUGCGGUGGGUAAGAACGCGGAGAAGAGUCAACAACUGUUGCAUUGGGCAGCUCAGAAUUUCUCAGGGAAGAAAAUUUGUGUUCUUCACGUUCACCAACCUGAGCCUGUGAAUUCGUUGACAGACGGAUACCUCUCUGGUUAUGAACCCAAAGACAAUGCAAUCAAGGCAUUCCAGGAGCAUGGAAGUCAAACAGUGCAUGAACUCCUAGACCAAUACAUUCUCACUCUGGUCCCAGCAGGAGUACAGGCCUAUAAGUUGUUGAUUGAGAGGGAUGAUAUUGAAAAGGGGAUCGUAGAAGCAAUUGCUAAACACAAUAUUAGAUGGCUUGUAAUGGGAGCAGCAGCAGACAGAUAUAACUUGGGUAAACUGGCUGAGCAAGAAUCGGAGAAAGCUAUUCUUGUAUGUGAAAAAGCAUUGCUAUCCUGUAAUAUUUGGUUCAUUUGCAAGGGCAGCCUCAUAUGUACUAGGGUAGAUAGUAAACAUACAUCUGAAAUAGAGACUGCCCCUCCAUUGUUGGUGCUCAAUUCAAAUACGGAAGCCAAACAAUCAGAAAAGUUUAAAUCAGAAUCGAUUCAUGAUGCAUUGAAAUAUUUAGAUUCUGAUGAUAUGGAAGAGAUUGAAAAUGUCAAUUCCCACUGUUCGUUAAAUUCAAAAUGGUCCUUGAAUAGUGUUGUUGACAGGACGAAGUUGACAGAUUUGCUUUUUCAUGAGGACAAAACAUUUCAAAGCUGGUGUGCUAAGGAGAUAAGUAGAAGAAAAGAAGUUGAAGAACAGUUGGCAAGGGAAAAGCUAGAAGUACAGAAAAUGAAGAAUCAACGAGAUGAAAUAACGUAUGAAUUGCAAAUGGUCCAAGACCAAAUUUCAGCCCUUAAGAGCCAAUUUUUUGAGUCCCAGUGUACGGUGACAGAGUUGGAGGAGAAGAUCAUAUCAGCUGUGGACCUCUUGAUAAGUUUCAGGGAAAAACGAGAUAAGCUAAGGAUAGAGCAUGCAAAUGCCGUUAGGAAAGUCAAAGUGAUGAGGGAAUUUGGAGAUGCUACAUUCUCUUAUGCUGUAGAAUUUCCAGCAUUUUCCUUCAUGGAGAUCAAUGAGGCAACUCACGAUUUUGACCCAUCUUGGAAGGUUGGCGAGGGAAGGUAUGGAAGUGUUUACAAGGGAUUGCUUCGCAACAUGCAUGUCGCCAUAAAAAUGUUACCCUCUUAUGGUUGUCAGAGCCAACUUGAGUUCCAACAUCAGGUAGAGGUUUUGAGUAGGGUAAGACAUCCAAACCUGUUAACACUAAUUGGAAGCUGUGCAGAGUCCAGGUCACUUGUGUAUGAGUACCUAAACAAUGGCAGCCUUGAAAGCCACCUUGCCCGCAAAGACAAGACACCACUUCCAUGGCAAAUUCGAAUAUCCAUUGCUACUGACAUAUGCUCUGCUGUAGUCUUCCUUCACUCAAGUGAACCUUGUAUUAUCCAUGGGAAUUUGAAACCUAGUAAGAUCCUCCUUGAUUCUAACUUUGUUGCCAAACUUGGUGACUUGGGCAUUGCUUCUUUAGUCCAACAAAGUGUGGAUUCAGCUGACAAAAGCACAAUAUGUAACAACCCAAAUGAAAGUUUGGCGUAUUUAGAUCCGGAGUAUCUUGUCACUGGCAAGUUCACACCAGAAUCAGAUGUGUAUUCAUUCGGAAUCAUAUUGUUACAACUUCUAACUGGAAGACCACUUUCGGGGCUAGUUAGAGAUAUGAAAUGUGCAUUGAAAAAGGAAAACCUUAAAGCAGUAUUGGACUUUUCAGCUGGUGAAUGGCCUCUUCAUCAAACCGAACAACUGGCAUAUUUAGCAUUGAGGUGUUGCAAAAAGACUUGGUUGAACCGGCCAGACCUUGUGUCCGAAAUCUGGUGUGUUCUUGAACCAUUCAGAGCUACUUGCAUCAACAUGCCACCAUGUUUGACUUCAAAGAAGCUUCAACGUGCUCCUUCGCAUUUUGUCUGCCCCAUUUUUCAGGAAGUGAUGGAAGAUCCAUACAUAGCUGCCGAUGGCUUUACAUACGAAGCAGAGGCAAUAAGAGGAUGGUUGAAAAGUGGUCACGACACUUCCCCCAUGACAAACCUCAAGCUUGAACACACAGAUUUGAUGCCUAAUUAUGCGCUACAUAAUGCAAUUCAGGAGUGGCAACAACAGUGAGCUCUUUUCAUUAUCUAUAGUACUUGCACAUGUGCGGGUGUAAAUUAUACUUUAUGUUAAUAGGAAGUUAGGGUGGAGAAGGGAGGAAAAUAUAGGGGACGGGAAAUUUUUAAUUAAACCUUCCCCUUUUGUUUGGGAGCUUUCUAAAAAUGAGGGAAUAGAAUGUAGUUUUUCAAAACCCUUAUUCAUUCUUAUGAACAGUUUAAAAUUUGAAGUUCUCAAAAUUUGAAGUUUUCUGGAGGAUUUUAAAC